Messenger RNA from Cladophialophora bantiana CBS 173.52, 1908 nucleotides. RefSeq lists its product as uncharacterized. The transcript has a single exon. The coding region runs from base 1 to 1908 and encodes 635 amino acids. NCBI's taxonomy places the organism in Eukaryota, Fungi, Ascomycota, Eurotiomycetes, Chaetothyriales, Herpotrichiellaceae. The record is from RefSeq and is a predicted model, not a curated record.
AUGGCGAGGCGCUCAUCUUCAAUUCCAGCUUCCGUGCACGACGGAGCAGAAGUAUGCGCCGUCCAACACUCAUCUCUGCUUUCUCUGCGGCAGCAGCCAUCUUGUUCGUCUUCUCCUUCUUCACUUGCUCCACCGCUGGCCGACAUCUCCCAAACUCACGACUACAACUUCUCGGGCGCCGUCUACGAUGAAAGCACCUCAAACUCGGAGUCAGAGUCCCUUUCGCAGCCGGACCAGGGGUAUGAAGACAGCAUUGCCAACCACCGCGUCGUCUCAGGAUGCUCAUCGAUUUCCUCUUUCCCGACAACAAUAUCACAAUCCCUGCCUUCGAGCCGAGAACAAUAUGAUGGCUCUCGUACACCUUCGAAACGCGACUCAUUUGGUUUCUAUUCCUAUGAAAGAGCUGCGCCCCCCCGCCCCGCUACAACGUCUCCAAGAAACAUCCGAGAAUACCACUCCGCUUUUCGUCAUGCCAGCAGUGUCAAAGCUCUGCAAAUGAAAGAUGAAACCAUGAGUGACACACACAGUGUUAUAAGACACCACAGACGGACCGGCUCACAAAUGUCGUCAUACAGUCAGAGGAGUUCAUUUUCUAUUCAGACAUCUCCGACCAAAAGAUCAACCCGAUCUCACCACACCUCCCCCCUGAAAGGGGGCACCAAUCUCAAGAGGGAAUUCCCCCUCAUACUCUUACAUUGUACAUUAUUGCCACCCAAUCAACGCUUCCAACCCUCGUCUCAAGAAAAUGCAAAUCUGCGCGAAUUGUUGCCAGAAGAGUACAAGCAGCGUUGGAUAGCUUUGCGAGACAGGCUGACGGAUGUUGAGAUCAACAGCAGAGGGGUACUGAUCCCUCACCCUAGGGAUGAUUAUGGACUUCUGGAAGAGCGACUCUUGGAGAGCUUGGAACUUGAGAAGCCUCGCAUCCAACACAACCAUUACUUCAACGCGGGUGGCAGUAGCACAGACAGCGGGUUUGAGAGUGGGAGCCUUACCGACGAUGAGGCUGAUCUUGAUGGUUCGGCUCACCUCAAGUGUCCAGACUGUGGGGGUCAUCUACGCCCAGAAGAGAGGAACCGCAGGUGGGAUGUCAAAGUUUUUGCUGCCAAUGGCCUAAUGCGGGCUGGUGCAUGGGCUGCAGCAUGGCAAGAGAUGGAGAAGGUCGACGUGGAAAUCAAUGUUUGCCUGCCAGAAGAGAUCUGCCAGGAACUCGAGGCAAAGCUUGCAUUCGUCAACGAUUCGCAGGUUGAGACAAGCCCGCUAGACUCCGGAGAAGCAAUUCGAGAGCCUGAAAUCAUAACUUCUCGCGAACGAGAAGUCUACGGAGAGUUCGGACGCCUUGAAAGUGAGACGGAUACGAUCAACUUCGGAAAGCAACCCGUGUUGGAAUCGGAGCCUAUGCAGCCACCACCUAGCUCAGGGUCUUUCGAGCAAGAUGCGCAGGCCCAGAUGGCUGGCCAUGGCAGGCAACUCACCAAAGAGACCAGAAAUCUCCUGAUUGGCGUCCUGAGCUUCUUGGUAUUGUUGUUUGCAUUGGCAGGCAGGCAAGAAUCCAAGAAAGAGAGCCCCGUACCCCUAUUGCAGUUUACGACCCGACUGGGAGAAGUGCUCACCACCACAGUUACGACGACGAGCAUUGCUAUCUCAACAGCAACGGUGACAGCCUCUAUCAUUGCACCGGUACCAUAUGAGUGUUCCCUGUCAGAAAGGGCCGAUGAUCUGACGGUGGUAUCAACGGAAAGCUUGACUGAACUACCCUCAGCAACGGAUCAACCCCGUCCGCCCCCAGAACCCACGCAGAGGGAUACAAGCAGCCCAGACAUACCACUGAGAGUUGAACUAGAAUAUGGCCAGAAUGAUUCCAGCUUGGCAUCCGAACAAGGUGGCUUGGAAAAUGAACCCGCUGAAUGA